GGCGGGUCUGGUGAGCUGGAGGGGUGGGGUUAGGGGGGCUCUAGAAGAGAGGAGAGACUCAGGAAGGCCGUUUGCUCAGUCUGAUUAUGGACCAUGUGCUGAUGUGUGUGCUUGAAAUGUUGCAAGUAACAAUUUGUGAAGACUUUGCCAUCUAGAUGCUUAACUGGAUUAAACGCCUAAUUAGGAUGGUUUGCGAACAAGUUGGAAUAAGUAUGGAAUCAAAGCAGCUAUUUCGUCCUCUCCCUAGAGGCCCCAGUGAGCAGACUGCACAGACCUUUGCCUCCUGUUUCUUUACACAGUGCAAGGUGCCAUGCAGAACACAGAUCAGGACUAAGGAAGCCCAUUGAAAAAUGUAUAAGGUACUCUGGUCAGGCAAACCAUAUGGUUCAUCUCGAAGUAUUGUGAGGAAGAUCGGUACUAAUUUAUCUCUGAUUCAGUGUCCAAGAGUUCAAUUUCAGCUUACCAGUCAUUUGACGGAAUGGAGCCCUAAUCAAUACCAAGGGGAUGCAGUGGCUUCUUUUGCUGAUGUAGGAUGGGUUGCUCGAGAAGAAAGAGAAGUUUCUACAAGAUUAAGAACAGAGGUUGGAUCAAAGCCGGCCCCUCCAGAUGAAUUUCAUUUCUUUGAGAAGCCCCCAAAUAGACACCUUUCUUUACCAAACCUCGCUCCAGAGGAUCCAGAACCCAAAGUGACAGCUUUAGCCAAUGAUGAAGCAUUGCAGAAGAUCAAUGCACUGGAACAUGAACUGGCUACUCUCCGAGCACAGAUCGCCAAAAUCGUGACUUUGCAAGAACAGCAGAGUCUUACUGCAGGUGGCUUAAGUCCUACCACACCUACAAUUGCCCCACCAUCACCUGCUGUUCCACCACCACCAUUACCACCACCACCACCGCCACCUCCUCUUCCUUCAUCAAGACUACGCCAAAGUGUAUCUGCUAUUGAUUUAAUUAAAGAGAGAAGAGAGAAGAAAACAAGUGCUGGAAAGAUAUUGAUAGAAAAUAGCCCAAAGAAACCUGAAGUGCCAAAUAUGCUAGAAAUCUUAAAAGAUAUGAACAACGUAAAACUUCGGUCUGUAAAAAGAUCAGAGCAAGAUGUAAAAUCCAAACCAGUGGACCCUGCUGACCCUGCAAGCCUUAUUGCAGAAGCUUUAAAAAAGAAAUUUGCCUAUCGGUACCGAAGUGACACUGAAACUGAAAAAUCCAUUCCAAAAUCUGAAUCAAAGACCACCUCAGAAACAACAUUGUUUGGGCCACACAUGCUGAAGUCUACAGGAAAAAUGAAGUCUUUAAUAGAAAAUGUUUCACAUUCCUAAGUAGACACUAAGUAGAAGGAAAAGACUAUUUUGUUGAACUGUUGUUUAUUUAGGGUUAAGUAAGACUGGUAGAAAUCAACAUUAUUUAGCAAAUCCUUGACUUUUAUGUUCAGUGGCUGCUUGUGAAACCAAAAAGUAAAUUAAACCAUGAUAAAAACACUAUUUUUUGUUUCUGAAAGAUGGUCUGUUCUGAAGCCACUCAUAGAAUAUGUGGAUUCUGACAAGUUUUCAUGUAUGUAAGUUGCUUGGAUUUAAAUUGUCCAUUCUUUUAAAAAAAAAAAAAUGUUUAGAUUUCAGAACAUUUGUGGAUAUUACUCUGAGGUUUUUAAUUCCUAAACACUAUAAUUUAUCUGUACAAAUGUUUUAUUUGCAUGUAUUUGACAGAUUUAAAACAGUUUGUGAUGAUGGCAAUGAAGUACUGUUAAGUUAUCUUCAUUCAUAUUAAAUAUUAAUUUUGUCUACAAUGAUGGAACAGCUGGUAUAACAUAAGUUGUUGCGGUGAAACAUUUAAUUUGAGAUUUGAAUCUUCUUGCCUGGAACAGAGCUCAAGAUUUACUUUAAAACUCUAAUUUCUUUCUCGUACUUGUUGGAAGUUAGAGGUCAGAAAGUUGCAAGAAGACAACUUAAUGCUGAAAUAUGUGUCAAAAUGCUCAUUUUGAAGUUGAAGUGGAUGACCUUGAAGUCUUCUUUCAUCUCAGUGCCACUCAGUACCAAGUGAAAAAAAAUGCAGGAGAAAGAGAAGAAUCAAGUUAGCUUUUGACUUAGAAUCCUUUUGUUUGUAGAGACCAAAUGUAUCGUGUUUUUCCCCUUUUGAUGGCUCAUUGUUCAGUAGAUGAAAUGUCAGCAAAAUUGGAGGAUUUCAGAAAAUGUAAUAGUUGUUUAAAACAUGAUGUUUGAGUGUUUCAGAAAGUGUUUGAUUGUUAGUGAACUUAGUAGAUAGGGAAAGUCUAGCAGUAAGAGGAAGUAAUUUCCUAUUACUUGGUAUAUAUCUGGUCACUGUAUUGUUUCCUAGAACAGUGUCAAAAAAACAGAAAUUCCAGGUAUUAAAUAUUAAACACUUUCUGCUGUUUUUAAGAUACAUUUCCUACUUUUACAGCCCUCAUGACAUCUUUUGUAAUGUCAACAGUGCUGUAUCUCCACUUGACAAACGCAGCUAGAGUCAGUGCUUGAAAAAUCUUCAACCGUGACAUUUUUUUUACUCACUGAAUUUAAAAUUCUAAUCUCCUAGGGAAAAUCCUAGACUUCUUUGAGAGGAGUAAGGAGAGUUUUCACUUUUAAGUUACUUACAAAUCUGUGCAAUGGCCUCUUAAAUAUUAAAGUUUAGUUGAAGUAUAUGCUAUGGUCUUCAAGGGUUUUGAUUAUUCAGCUUUAAUUUUGAAUUGUGACUACUCAUUUUAACAUGCAUUUAAGUUGUGUUGGUUUUACAUAUUUUAAAAGACUACCUAUCCUUAAAAAAUUUCAAAACAUCUAGUUUCGUAAAUAUUUUGGUCUUCUGAGAGGUAUAUAUUUGUACUGGUAUUGAACUUAUGCCUGGGCACAGAUUUAAAAGAUAUUACUAUUUUAAAAUAAAGCAAACUGUUGUUUCUCCUGGA
This is a messenger RNA of Sarcophilus harrisii (Tasmanian devil), 2902 nucleotides long. It is a transcript of the gene MTFR1, whose product is annotated as mitochondrial fission regulator 1. Bases 351 to 1310 code for a protein of 319 amino acids. Gene Ontology annotation, biological process: mitochondrial fission; aerobic respiration. The transcript has 10 exons. Gene Ontology annotation, cellular component: mitochondrion. The record is from RefSeq and is a predicted model, not a curated record. NCBI's taxonomy places the organism in Eukaryota, Metazoa, Chordata, Mammalia, Dasyuromorphia, Dasyuridae.